AUGGGCAUCGCCAAGCUCCCAGUUGAGCUUAUCAAGGACAUCGCAGACCUGGUCGAAUACGAAAGCGAGAUCAAUGCACUCGCCCGCACGAACAAGCAUCUGCACGAGGUUUUGAACCCACGGCUCUAUAAGCACAAUGUGCACCAUGGGGACAGCACGGCGCUAGCGUGGGGAAUCACGCACCACUCCAUGAAAACCGUCAUGCUGAUUCUCGAAGCAGGCGCGUCCCCCCACGAAUGCGAUCCGCGCAUGGACUGGCGACCAAUGGCACUGGCGGUCUAUGAGGGACAGGAGGAUAUUGUGCGACUCCUGUGCGAGCACGGGGUCGAUCUGCGUCAGGUCCGCGACUGGGUGAAUCCCCUUCACCAUAACUACUCGUCUUCCCCCGCGCAGACCAUGAGCCUCCUGGCGAUUGCGGCCAAACGCGGCCACGAGCCGCUGGUUCGCAUGCUCAUGGACUACCUGCCGCGGAAGGGCGAUGUCGAUUUCCCUGCCGACGGGCUGCGACGGACGCCGCUGAUCGGCGCCGCCGAGAUGGGCCAUCUCUCCGUGGUCCGCUGCCUGGUCGAUGCGGGCGCGAACCUCGAGGCCCGCGACACCGAUGACCAAACCCCCUUGGUUCAUGCGGCGAAAAACGGCCGGCAUGAGGUGCUGGAGUUCCUCCUGAGUCGGGGGGCUGAUCCUAACGUCAGAUCUUUCAAUGAAGCCACGCCGCCCAUCUCCGAAGCUGCCCACCAUGGUCAUCUCGAGUGCGUGCGGUGUCUUAUCAAUGCGGACGGCGUGAUGGAUAGCCUGCCAACUCUGGAAGAGACGAGUCACCCUCUUGUGUGCGCCACUAGAAGCAGGCACCCGGCUAUAGUUGAUCUCCUUCUGGCGCAGCCUCAGAGCUACGCGCAGCUCGGCACAAAUCUACGUGCGAUGCUGUGUGUUGCCGCUGCGCGGGGUGACCUCCCUGCUGUCCAGGGGUUUCUGGAAACCCCUGGUUGCCAUCCUAACUCCGUGAUCCAGUUCGUACAGGGUUCUCUCAAUGGCUCCCUCACAGCUCUAUGUUUGGCGGCUGACCGAGGCCACACAGCGGUCGUGGAGAUGCUGCUUGAGCGUGGCGCUCUGCCAUCUAGGGAGGCGAUCCUAUGGCAAGAGAUGUCUGUUGUUCAUGACCCUGAGAUGAUCAUUCGGGGGCCACACGUAAAUCAGGUCGUUAGACAAAAGGCACUUCUUCAAGCGAUUCAUGGGGGCUUCCAGCCCAUCGUUGAACUGUUACUUGAGGCUGGAGCCGAUCCGAACGACGAAGACGUCUACCAUGGAACUGGCAACCCUGCUCUUAUGGCGGCCAUGCCGUUCGAGGGAAUUUUCCAAUGCCUGCUGGACGCUGGGGCUAGCCCUGGCCGAAUGAAUGCGGAAGAGACGACGGUCGCAGCCGCGGUUUUGGGCUCAGGUCGGACUGCACUGGUGCAGACGCUGUUGGACCGUGAGUUUGACUUGCCGUUGCUCAUGGGCCGUAAUGCCAGCUUCAUUCACCAAGCCAUCGAAGGCGGUCGAGCGGUCUUUGAGCUUCUUCUGCAACAGCAACGAUGGGACGACCUGCUACUCCCGGAGAAUCUCAACAGCAUGGCCUGUGAGCAAGCUCUCAGCGUGGCGGCUUACACCGGCCGAGUGGAGAUGGUCCAGUUCCUGAUCGACCAGGGGUUUCACGCUCGUCUCGCCCGACCCCGACAGGUUGACAUCUUUUGCAUGGCGGCAAGAUCCAUGGACAGACCUGACGCAGACCCAAGCGCCAUCGUCGAUCUUCUCCUCCAAUACGGCGAAGAUAUCAAUCAAGAGGUGGGUGGACACACGGCCCUGGAUCGAAUGGCGUUCCUACGUGAUCCGCGCUACGUGCGUCUGAUGCUCCGUCACGGAGCCGACCCGUUGCCACACAGUGGCACCAGGCGGUCGCCGUUGCUUCAUGUUAGUGUGAUACAAAGCAAGGAGGUAAUCGAGGCGCUUUUGCAGGCGAUCGACGCAAAUGGCACGCCUUUGGCAGUGGUCCGGCCUUACCUUGAAGCGGCGGUGGAAGGGGCGCGAGGCAUGGGGUUCUUGCGAAUUGAGAAAUCCUUGCGGCAGUGGUAUUACAGGAGGCUAUAUCCAGUGGGUCCUUAG
Messenger RNA from Aspergillus aculeatus ATCC 16872, 2139 nucleotides. Its product is annotated as ankyrin repeat domain-containing protein. The record is from RefSeq and is a predicted model, not a curated record. Gene Ontology annotation, cellular component: cytoplasm. Lineage: Eukaryota; Fungi; Ascomycota; Eurotiomycetes; Eurotiales; Aspergillaceae. Gene Ontology annotation, molecular function: protein binding. Bases 1 to 2139 code for a protein of 712 amino acids. The transcript has a single exon.